Branchiostoma floridae (Florida lancelet) is the source of this 6582-nucleotide messenger RNA. Its product is annotated as NPC intracellular cholesterol transporter 1-like. The coding region runs from base 171 to 4277 and encodes 1368 amino acids. NCBI's taxonomy places the organism in Eukaryota, Metazoa, Chordata, Leptocardii, Amphioxiformes, Branchiostomatidae. The transcript has 23 exons. Gene Ontology annotation, molecular function: lipid carrier activity. The record is from RefSeq and is a predicted model, not a curated record. Gene Ontology annotation, cellular component: membrane.
GUUGCCCAUAUAUGGCCAAUAGGCUGUGUUAUUCAUCUCGUGACUCACACAGUCCCCAACCUUCGGACUUCGAAACGGCCUUUUUCUGACGUUUUUACCUUGAGUUACCUAACUUGGACCUUCGUGGACGUUUUGGGAGAAGAUUUUGGAGUUUUCCGCGGCCUGAAAAGAUGUGGAAAUGGCUACGUUUGUGGGUGACAGCGGCCUGCCUGGUUGUUGUAAGAUGUGCGGAUGAAGGCCACUGCGUGUGGCACGGAGAGUGUGGAGCAAGCUUAGGAAGCAAGCACUAUAACUGUGAGUACACGGGGCCCCCCAAACCCCUGGAGGACAGGGAGGGUCGGGAUAUCCUGUCUCAGCUGUGUCCACACCUCGCGGGGGAUGGAUCCUCUCCGCCGAAGGUCUGCUGCGACAUCAAUCAGAUCAAGACCUUACAGAACAACAUGCAGGUCCCCCAGCAGGCCCUACAGAGGUGUCCCUCAUGUUUCCAGAACCUUGUGCGCCUGUACUGCGAGUUGACUUGCUCACCUAACGGGAGCAACUUCAUCACCAUCGACAAAACCUCCCCCUACACGCCCCCAACCCAGACCCCCUUCCACACCCCAUCCUUCGCAGCCCACAACCUCACGGCUUUCAUUGAAACUCCCAAUGAAGCGCCAAUCAUACAGCUCAAUGAAAACGACGUCUUGCAACCGAGGAGUGAUGUGUUCAGUGUAGGAAACGACACCCAGCAGUACAACGUUGUGGAGGUGACUUACUACGUCAGUUUCGACUUCGCCUGGGGGCUGUACAACUCCUGCCAGAUGGUUCAGUUUCCCGCCAGCAACUCGCGAGCACUGAGCAUCCUGUGCGGUAUGGCCGCUAAGGACUGCACCAGCCCCGAGAUCUGGCUUGGCUACAUGGGGAGCAAGGACAACGGUCAGACGCCCUUCCAGAUCAACUUUGUGAUCAACAAUACGGGACCGAACUCCACGAUCCACCCGAUGGACGAUCAAGCGUUCUCGUGCGCGCAGAGCCCGGAUGACGUGAGCGCCGCGUGUAGUUGUCAGGACUGUCCCGCGGUCUGUGGGCCGCGGCCCGAACCACCCCCACCAGCGAAAAAAUGGCAAAUCUUCGGCAUCGACGGGAUGACAGUCGUGAUGUCAUUUUCGUACGUUGGGUUCGCUUUCCUGUUCUGUAUGGUGUUGACAUUGACGUUCCUGAUUCGUCGAUGUGGCUCGAAACCGUCCGACAGUGACGACUUGUGUUCGUUUGUGGGUGAAGACAGUAUCAACAGCGACCCAGCACUUGUAAAUCAAAAGAUCGUGACCUCAGCGGACAUCGGUUGUUUUGAAAAGUGUGGAGAGAUGAUGGAAAACUUCAUGUUUAACGUGUUCCAGCGCUGGGGUCUGUUCUGCGCCCGCCAUCCUGUCAUAGUGUUUGUGUGUGGCGUGGCGGUGAUCGCAACCUGUGCAGCUGGUCUGGCCAAGUUCCAGGUUGUAACGGACCCUGUCCUGCUGUGGUCGGCGCCGGACAGCCGUUCCCGCGUACAGAAGGACUACUUCGACCAGCACUUCGGCCCGUUCUACCGCGCUGAACAGCUGAUCAUCACCGCACCGGGCAGCGAGUGGACCAAUUACGACCCCUACCCCUCAGGUGACCCCAUCCCAUUCUCACCUGUGCUCAGGAAGGACAUCUUACACCAGAUCCUUGACCUCCAGACAAACAUCGAGCAGCUGCAGGUUUGGUAUGAGGAGGAGAAGCGUAACAUCACCCUGGAGGACAUUUGCAUGAAGCCUCUCGCGCCCGUCAACAACAACUGUACCAUCAUGAGCCCGCUGAACUACUUCCAGAACAGCCACCACAUGUUAGAUCUCAGGAUUGGGGACUUCUUCUAUACUUAUGCUGACUACCACACUCAUCUCAUGUACUGCGCAGAAGCCCCAGCGUCUGUGAAUGACACCACCCAGCUACACACAUCGUGCCUCGGCACGUUUGGUGGGCCUGUCUUCCCAUGGAUCGCUCUGGGAGGGUACGAAGGUGAGAACUUCACACAGGCAGAAGCAUUGAUCAUCACAUUUGUUGUGGACAACUCGCUGAACGAGACGGAGGUAAACCGGGCGCUGGCGUGGGAGAAGGCCUUCGUGGACUUCAUGAAAAAUUACACGGACCCGGCGAAUCCUGCCAACUCUAACCUCAGCAUCAGCUUUUCUGCACAGAGGUCUAUUGAGGAUGAGCUUGACCGUGAGAGUGCCACAGACAUCUACACCAUCCUGGUCAGCUACCUCAUCAUGUUCGCCUACAUCUCCAUCGCUCUGGGGCAGUUCUACAGCUGCAGCCGUCUACUGAUUGACUCCAAGAUCUCGCUGGGUCUGUGCGGAGUGUUGAUCGUGCUGUGUGCGACGGCAUGUUCCAUCGGCGUGUUCAGCUACGCGGGGAUUCCCGCCACCCUCAUCAUCAUCGAGGUGGUUCCCUUCCUGGUGCUGGCUGUGGGGGUGGACAACAUCUUCAUCCUGGUACAGGCCUUCCAGCGAGACGAGCGCAGGAAGAAUGAGGAGCUAGAGGACCAGAUUGCCCGUAUCCUCGGGCAGGUCGCACCCAGCCUCUUCCUCACAAGCUUCUCCGAAACUGUCGCCUUCUGUCUCGGUGGUCUGUCCAACAUGCCGGCGGUGCGUGUGUUCUCGCUGUACGCCGGUCUGGCCGUGUUCUUCGACUUCCUGCUACAGAUCACAUGCUUCGUUAGUCUACUGACCAUCGACGCACGAAGACAGGAGAACAACAGGAUGGACUUCUGCUGUUGUGUGAAGGUCGCGGGGAAAAGCGACGUCCCGAAGUCGGAAGGGUUCCUCUACGCUUUCGUCAAGCAUAUCUAUGCGCCAAUCGUGCUUAAGGACUGGAUUCGACCCUUUGUCAUCUUGUUGUUUGCGGGUGCAGUUGCCUACAGUGGAGCCGUUGUAAACAAACUGGACGUCGGACUUGACCAAAAACUCUCCAUGCCCGAGGACUCGUACGUUCUUGAGUACUUCUCCAACAUCAGCAGGUACCUGAAGGUCGGAGCACCGGUGUACUUUGUGGUGGAGGAAGGUCACGACUACACGACGAAGGAAGGACAGAACAUGAUCUGUGGCAGCAGUGGGUGUAACCGAGACUCUCUGGUGCAGCAAAUAGGGGACGCACAUCUUAUAGCUGACUAUUCUAAGAUCUUUGCGGCCCCCUCCUCAUGGAUGGACGACUACUUUGACUGGAUGAACCCCCUGGGCAACCCCCCCUGCUGCAGGGUCUACAACAACACGGAGAGGUUCUGCAAUGCAUCAGUUGACAGCGACACCUGUGUGGGGUGCCGUUCCCCGAAAGACCGCGGGAUCCGGCCGGUACAUGAUGAGUUUAUGGAGUUUCUGCCGAUGUUUCUCACAGACGUCCCGACAACGGACUGUGCCAAAGGUGGUCAUGCUGCCUAUAACUCUGCAGUGGACCUGAAACGCAACGACGUAGGAGCGACGUACUUCAUGACGUACCACGUAAACUGCAACACAUCUGCUGACUACAUCAAUGCACUGAAGUAUGCCGAGGAGCUGGCAAGCAACAUCACCACAGCCAUGAACAUCACAGACAACAAGUAUAAGGUCUUCCCUUACAGCUACUUCUACGUGUUCUACGAGCAGUACCUGACGAUCUACCACGACACGAUGACCAGCCUGAGCUGGUCGGCGCUGGCCGUGUUCCUGGUCUCCUUCUGCAUGCUGGGAUUCGACCUGGUCUCCGCUCUCAUCAUCAUCCUCACCAUCGGCAUGAUCGUGCUGGACAUGAUGGGGGUCAUGUACCUCUGGGGCAUCAGUCUCAACGCCGUCUCAUUGGUCAACCUCGUCAUGGCCAUGGGUAUUUCUGUGGAGUUCUGUUCUCACGUGACGCGGGCGUUCGCUGUCAGCACAAAGACUUCCCGCGUGGAGAGAGCCAAGGAAGCUCUGGUGCACAUGGGCAGUUCUGUUUUCAGUGGCAUCACACUGACGAAGUUCGGCGGGAUUGUCGUCCUGGCGUUCGCGAAGUCUCAGCUGUUCCAGGUGUUCUACUUCCGGAUGUACCUCAGCAUCGUUCUUCUCGGGUUCUCCCAUGGUCUCAUCUUCUUACCUGUGCUGCUCAGUUAUAUAGGUCCUUCUGUAAACAAGGCGAAACUCUUCUCACAGCAGAACGGCGUUCAGAGUCAGCCCGUAAAUAACGAGAGAACGCCGCUUCUACACGACUCUCGGAGACGUGAAGCAGGAAGUAACGCACCACUAGGAACGUCCAACGGCAUCUAUGUUUAGGAAUUUGAUUCAACACUGGUCACUGCUAAUUAGGGAACAUAAACAUCUGUUUUUUUAAGUCAAUUAUCUCUAUAACAGGGCUCGAAAUCCAGUUUUAUGGAGUAGGUGCACAUUUUAGGCACAACUUAAAGCAAAUGAACCCAGAGCUUCUAUCAUUUUACAUAUUGGUGUGGAAAAAGAUGUUACCAAUAUGUGAAGAGGAGUUUAUUUCUGUAAGUGAAAUGUGAACUUUCAAACUGAUUUAAAUCUAGGGCUAGGGCUUCUGAAAUGGUGCCCUCUGAAAGUUUGAUUUUGAUAACAGGUUCCCAAAUUAAAAGUGAUCAGGUUGAUUUAAAGGUAGAUGUAGCAAAUUGUGACUAACAAAAGUAGCAAAAUUGUUCAAUGUGGCAAAAUUGUUAGCUUGAAGUAUGUGGUUAAGAGAGGGGGGGUCUAAAUAUUCUCAUCAAUUUAAUGUCUGUGAGACAACUUUGUCAAAUUUCAAACCUUUCUUAAACCUUCUUGAUCUGUGGAUCGAGACUUAAACAAUUGCAACAACGUGUUUUUAUCUUGCUGUCUGUAUGAGGCUUGUUUGUGAUACAUGUACUUGAGAAAUUUUACAGCUUAGAGUUAAACUGUCGUAAGCGAAGAGAGGGGAAAUCGUGGCGUGUAAUUCAUGUGUGUUGUUAACUUUGUACUGAUCACGCACAAAUUUGUUACUGCACCAAAAACUGUAAAUUACUGACAGGUAUUCACAUGCUGCAAUCGUUUUAACAUCGUCAGGGUUCAGGCUAUAGUUUAAGUGAUUGUUGCCAACUUCAGAAAGUCUUACAAAUCACACUAGGAAGCAGUGAUAUACUCAAGUUUCGACGUAGCUUCCCGAAGCAGCUAAUCCCAUGUCUCUUGUACAAAAUGUAAAAUGACAACUACCAGAAUUGUUAUCUUAAUGUAGAAUGAUAUAUUUGAACUUACAUUAUGCAAUAUCAUGUAUUAUCUUUUUGUGUCAAAUACAGGCAGUAACUAUUCAGGGUCAUGAUUAAUUAAGAAUUUUUAUGUUAAUUAGCGUAAUUAGCAAAUUACACAGCUUACAGAUAUUAUGCAGAGCAUACAAAGGCUUUGCCGUAAAGUCAAUGCAAUUUUGAGUUUAAUUUGAACUCUGUAAAUAAAGCAGAGUUCAUUGUUUACACGGGUGUAUAAUGAUGAUGAUGUAUCAGGACAUGUUCCUGUUACUGUAUUCAUCUGACUUAUAGAAAUGCACAACAAUGCAAUCUGUCUAGUUUCCUUGAUGAAGGAUAUGCAGCAAGGCAGAACAUAACGUAAUACAAAAUGGAGCAACUACAUAUAUAGAGUCUAUGAGCCAGACGUUUCAGAAUACCAUCCACUACCUAUCAUCGGCAACGGACAAUUAUGAAAGUCACUGAUAAAAGAUAGUGGAUGUUAUCUGAAACCUCUGACUGUUUAGAGACAUUAUCUUCUUGCUUAAUCCUUUGUAUUAUGCUAUGUUGUUGAUUACUUGUUUUAUUUUGCUCCGUGUAUCAUGCAUGCUCGCUAAGUACAUGUACUAAUUGUUCUCGAAGCAGUUGCAACCAUUAACUAUGAAUGAUUUUGUGCCUUUUCUAGCAAAUUGAUAACCUCAACAUUAUAGACAGGCCAUGCAAAAAAGAUUUUAUGGAUGAAUGUUUAAAAUGUACCGAAGCAACGUGUAUGUGAUCUGUUAGGUCAAGCUGAAGUGGCCUUGCUUAUAAUUCUCAACUCUGCUCUACAUCUGAUACCACUUGGCAGAUGGCGCAUGAAAUUGAUUGAUUCUUGCCUUGCAACUUCAAAAUAUUCCAAUUUCAGAAUGUUUAAUGUAGCUCAACAUAGACGCUUUACUAUGUACUAAAUGUGAAUAUUGUGGAAAGAUGUUUUCAGGAAUUUUGGUAUGACAUGAAUUGUUGAUACUGGUGUAAAAACUUUUGAAGGCAGUGAAUUAAGUGUGCAGGUACAUGUACAGCAGAUAUCUUAGAGUUAAGACCUAAAAUAAGAAAUAGAAUUCCACACACUUAAGAUUUAAAACUGUUCUGAACUAUUGACCUUAACCCUGCUAAUGUCUGCUGUAAGUGGAACAAAUGUGGUGCAUGUAUGUACCCCUGGCUAGUUUAAGGUUAACCCUGACUCAAUCUCCAAGUAGAUCUUUCUGUUGGCUGAUGGGCAGUGUUUCUGCCAAUAGAUACUGUCUUGCCAACCAAAAGAUCUACUUGGAGAUCACCUCUGACCCAAUAUAUAUGCGCCAUUGUGAAUUUUGUGAAUAUCGGCUGAUGUUUUAUUGGAAUAAACAUAGAUGUUCUAA